AUGUACAAACUGUCUCAUAUCAUCGACGCGACACGAGAAAAUCUUGACGCGGCCGACUCACCUACACGCCAGCCGCACUCCCCAUUGACUAUUAAUACCUCCGCGCCGGCCUCACCUGCCAUCUCUUUGUUCUCCGCAGCAGGCCACAAUCGGGUCUCUAGCUCUGUCUCUUCCCUUGUCUCUUCAUCAGGCCUGGGAAACUCAAUGGACAGUCCCAGUCGGAGUCAUUUGACUGGAGUCAAAGAAGAGGAAUGCACACGCGACUCGUUGGAAGAUCACUAUUUCCGUAUGUGUCAAUUGCCACCGCAAACAUUCCUCGGAGAGAUCGCAGUUGCUAACAGGGGCUUUUCUACAGAACACUUCGAUCACGACACGUCUGCAGAAGAGUCGUAUUUUUCCCCCGUCCUUAACUCAGAUAGCUACGAUCUGAGCGUUACUGGCGUAGAGACUGCCCAAUCACUCGAGAAAAGACGAUCAGACAGUGUCUCAUUAAAGGGUGUCUCGCGCAUCAACUCGCACAUCUCGACCAUGUCGGCACGGUGGAAAACCAAGCGAUCCUCCAGUGGCGCAGAAGGUGAUGUUUUCCCAGAUAAUCUACGAUCGCGCGCGAACUCGGCAGCAUCCUCCGCCUUGGCAAGCCCCAUCCCUGGUUCCAUGCCUGUGAGCCGUGCCGACCCUAUCCCCCCUUCUCCUGCGCGAACGAUCUUCGAAGAGCGCGCAAGCGAGUCUGGCGUGCGUCCAAUAGACAUCACCCGAGCGAACAGUCUUAGCCAGGACGACAACGAUGUGCAGAAAGCGACAACCCCUCUUUUGCCACCUUUUAUGGGAGACGACCCAAUGAGCGUCGCAGCAUCUCGCGUGCAGUCACCCCUGCAGUCUCCAUCAGUCGCAGACGUGAGCGAACCACACUACAUCCACAAUGUGACUUCAGAUCCGCGGUUUAUGGGGAUUCUUCCCUCGCCCCCUCUCUCGUCCAAGCCUUCUGUGGCUUCAUUCAACCGGCCGCGGGCUAGUACCGUGCGCACAAUUUCAGGCGAUGUAACGCCCCUCGUCCUCUCCGAUCCCAAUGACGAAUGGGCCAACAAACUCGGCCAUGCCAACUUCAAUAUCACGCCUGAGCCUUACGACCCUGUGGUUUGCGACCUCGACCAUUUUCAGCAGAUGCGGGCAGACUGGGACAUUGCGCGUUGCAACUUUGCCAAGCACCUCGUUCGCACGGGUGAACACUACGGUGUCACCUCCAACAUCUACAAGCUUACCGUCGAGAAAUGGGAGUCGAUCAACUGCGAGUGGGCAAUGCAACACGGGGCCAUGCUCGAACAGCUUAGUGCGAUAGAUGGUGUUGCUCUCACGCUCACUCAGUCUAAUAUCCACCCUUGCCAGCAAGUCCGCAUCCCGCGUCUUCACAACAACAAGUUCCCCGAGAUGGGGGAUGAAGACAUUGUCGGCCCUAUGACUGUAGCACCGGCUACAGAAAUUGCAGGUUCCUGCCGUUCGGAGAAAAAGAGGAAUUUCUUCCGCUUUUUCCAGGACUUGGUCUCCCGACCUUGA
Messenger RNA from Penicillium digitatum Pd1, 1551 nucleotides. Lineage: Eukaryota; Fungi; Ascomycota; Eurotiomycetes; Eurotiales; Aspergillaceae. The record is from RefSeq and is a predicted model, not a curated record.